Striga hermonthica is the source of this 351-nucleotide messenger RNA. Lineage: Eukaryota; Viridiplantae; Streptophyta; Magnoliopsida; Lamiales; Orobanchaceae. The record is from the annotation of a GenBank genome assembly.
AUGAAGAAGAGCUAUGAGCUGUUGAAGGGGAAGACCCGCAUGGGGUUCUCCAUAGUUCUUGUGUAUUUGGCUACAUGUGGAGUGAUCAAUGGGCUUUUCGGGUCGAUUGUAGUGCACGGAGGGGAUGAUUAUGGUGUUUUCACGAGGAUUGUGAUUGGUGGAUUUCUUGUUGGUGUGUUGGUGAAUGUGAAUCUGAUUGGGCUGCUGGUGCAGAGUGUGUUUUACUAUGUCUGCAAAAGCUAUCAUCAUCAGGGUAUUGAUAAGAGCGCGCUUUACAAUCAUCUGGGCGGGUACCUUGGGGAAUACGUGCCUCUCAAGAGCAGCAUUCAAAUGGAAAACUUGGAUGUCUGA